AUGAGUACGAAUACGGAAAUCGUAAAAGGUAGUGAUUUGCAAGGUUUAAUCGAUAAUAAGAGGAGAUUGGUUCAUGAAAUUAAGGAAUUCGAAAAAUCUAUUAAGCCCUUAGAGUUUGAAUCGUACCAGGAUUAUUUUUUAAUAAAAACGUUUCAAAAAGGAAUAUCUGCAAGUGGUCAUGUGGACAUUGAUAGUUUGAGAAAUAAAGAAUAUGGUAUUUACUAUAAAAAAAUCAAGAGAAACUCUACACAAGAUGUUGAUACAUCUAUCCCACCUAAUCCAUCAUCCUCAUCCUCUUCUACUAGAUCAAACUCAUCAAUUGAUAUUAGUGAUACAGAAUACUCAGGUAUAAACACUCCUAGUACUGCUGGCGCCAGCAGUCGAAGAAGGCGCACCAGGUCUCAAGCUAAUCAAAGAGAAAACAGUUUACCAGCAUCAUUACCCUCAAUUAGCGAGAUCAGAACAGACAAUGAUGAUGGAACCAUUUCAGAUUUAAAUGGAAGCGAAAUACCAUUUCCUAUACCAGUUUCAGAAGUUGAGAAUAUUGAUAUUGCUUCAGAUAUAACGGAAAGGGAUAGUGUGAGAAGAAGGUCAUCAAGAAUAUCGGAAAGAGACAAAAGACGCUCACAAUCUAGAUUGGGGUCUGAAGAAGAAGAUGAGGGGGACGAACGUGACAUGGAUGAACGGGAGACAAAAAUACAAGAUCUUUAUGAAAGUUUGGUACCUAAAAUCUUGGAGCCACGCAGAAGGUCAGAUUGGAUCUUGCCUCCGAAGGCAAGAUAUACACCAGAGAAGCAAAUGAGAACUAAACCAUCAUUCAAGAGCGUAAAAAUUAAUGAACUUAUCGGCAAUAAAAGAAUACGAAGCAUAUUAUCGAGAUUUGAAGGUGGUGUGGCUGGUAUACGCAAAAAAGAUUGGGAUUCUACCCAAUAG
Molecule: messenger RNA, 933 nt
Organism: Saccharomyces mikatae IFO 1815
Lineage: Eukaryota; Fungi; Ascomycota; Saccharomycetes; Saccharomycetales; Saccharomycetaceae
Gene: RFM1
Product: Rfm1p
Exons: 1
Coding region: 1-933 (310 amino acids)
Source: RefSeq, a predicted model, not a curated record